UCCGCAUUUUCUACUCCAUAACCUUUGGUUAUAUUUCACUGAUAGAUGUACUGAACGAGAUCAUCCAAUGGAUUCUCAUUAUCUGGGCCGUGUGUCUCGGGUUGUGUUUCACCCGAAUUACCAAAGGUUGUGUGGCACCGAAGGAUUUGCAAGCGCGUAUGAAGAGCCAUUAUAUCGUCAGCCGAUUGGUCGGCGGUUUGAAUGAGGACAUUGGGAUGUAUGUGUGCGUCGUGUACGUCAGUGAUGUUGUGUGGACGCUGUUCUGUGCCGCGCAGUACGUCAUCCGGGGCAUUUCACCGACUAUACCGGUGUUGGCUGAUAUCGCCAACCAACAGAUGAUGAUGUUCGUACGGACACUGGCUUUCGUUUUCGUGACGGAUAAGGGACAGGAAGUUAUCCCAUUACUGCAAGACCAAGCGCAAUAUGAAAAAUUAAGUCUCCCGGAAGCAUUGUGGCUAAAUGGAGAAGUUCAGCGUCUGAUCACCACACCACCGGCAAUUACUGUUUGGGGCAUGGCCAGAAUCGAUCGUCCAUUCAUUGCCAUUCUGGUUGGCACAUUCGCAACUUACAUUCUUCUAUGCUGGGACUCACGCCAAUAAAAUAUCCCGAAAACAAAAUUCUCUCGUAUAAAACUAGUGAAUGUGCAGUUUUGAAUGUAUAGCGCAUUUCAUUGGGAUGAUUCCGAC
Molecule: messenger RNA, 686 nt
Organism: Paramacrobiotus metropolitanus
Lineage: Eukaryota; Metazoa; Tardigrada; Eutardigrada; Parachela; Macrobiotidae
Exons: 3
Coding region: 159-599 (146 amino acids)
Source: RefSeq, a predicted model, not a curated record